AUGCCUCUGCUCUUCCCUCUCUUCCUGCUCGCUUCCUGCAGUCCAGGGCCCAGCCGCUGCUUCUCACCGCCGCCGUGUGAGCGUGCUUCUCCCCUGACUGCAAACGCCUCCUCCCCCGGGCCUCUGCCACCGCCAUGGCACCCCCACAACCCACCACCCGAGCCCCCGCGGGUCCCUGAGACAUGCACCGACAGCCGCGGUGGUAGGACCCCCGGGAGGAGCAGUCACCGCAGCCCCAGAGAGAGCCCUGUCCUCCCGCCUCCAGCAGCAGGUCAUACCAUGGAGCGGUCAGGCAGCAUCCAGGUGGACAUCCCAGACUUCAGUAACUCGGUGCUGAUGCAGCUGAACGCACUGCGGGUGCAGGGACGUCUCUGUGACAUUGUGGUCCACGUUCAGGGCCAGAGCUUCAGAGCGCACAAGGUGGUGCUGGCUGCCAGCUCGCCGUACUUCCGAGACCACAUGUCUCUGAGCCAGAUGAGCACCGUGUCCCUCACCGUGAUCAGAAACCCCUGUGUGUUCGAACAGCUGCUGUCCUUCUGCUACACGGGCCGCCUCUGUCUGCAGCUCAGUGACAUCAUCAGUUAUCUGACCGCUGCCAGUUUCUUACAGAUGCAACACAUCAUCGACCGCUGUACGCAGAUUCUGGAGGGAAUCCACCUGAAGAUCAGCCUGGCUGAGCUGGAGGAGGAGAGGGAGGAGAGAGAUGAGGCGCGUACAGGAUCCUCGAGGGCCCGGUCUCUGGAGUCCGUGGUUCGUUCUGGUCACAGUCUGCGUCUGCUGGGGCCCAGAGCGGCGGAAGCAGAGACUCCACCAGAGGAGGCCCCUAGCCCUCCUCCCCCAGUGGAGCACAGCGGGGCCAAAGAGCCAAUCCUCCGCAUCAACCGCGCAGGACAGUGGUACGUGGAGACCAGUAGCGACCCCGAGAGGAGUGCCAGUGCCGACGACUGCAGCCAGGACGUUGUCCUGACCACAGUUUCUGGGCCCGCAGUGGACCGCGUGCACAUAAAGACCGAGCGGGUGGAGGACUGGAUGGGGGCGGAGUCUCAGACGGAGGAGGGUGGGGCCGUGGAGGAGGGCACGGUGAUGAUUGACAGCUCGGGACGCAGCACAGUCGUCACGGCGACGGCUGUGGGGGCCAUGGCGUCACGCAGCAGCGUCCAGCCGUCAAGCAGCUUCAGCGAAACAGAGAGGUUCAGUCCGACUGGGAGUGUGGUGGUGCUGGCAGACCGACAGAGAGCCAAGAGUGAGUCUCCAAACAGAGCGGACGAACUGAGGCAACCCAGCUCCCAGGGCGAGGAGAGCACCACCUUUGACAUGGGGGGGUACGAGGACUACCUGAGGGAGCAGGUGGGGGACCGCUGGUACCGAUACAAUCCCAGACUCACCUGCAUCUACUGCUGCAAGUCCUUCAACCAGAAGGGUAGCCUGGACCGACACAUGCGCCUGCACAUGGGAAUCACUCCCUUCGUCUGCCGCCUCUGCGGCAAGAAGUACACACGCAAGGACCAGCUGGAGUACCACAUCCGCAAGCACACGGGCAACAAGCCCUUCCACUGCCACGUGUGCGGCAAGAGCUUCCCCUUCCAGGCCAUCCUGAACCAGCACUUCCGUAAGAACCAUCCCGGCUGUGCUCCCCAGGAGGCCCAGAGCGCCUCCCCAGAGACCACCAUGGUGACGUCCAGAGGUGGCCCCAGCGACGAGGCCUCCCCCAGCCAAGAGGAGCCUGAGGGGGGAGGAGGGGGAGGCUACGGAGACGGUCCUCAGGCCUCUGUGUCCACCACCGGCCCCGACUGA
Knipowitschia caucasica is the source of this 1794-nucleotide messenger RNA. The record is from the annotation of a GenBank genome assembly. Lineage: Eukaryota; Metazoa; Chordata; Actinopteri; Gobiiformes; Gobiidae.